This is a messenger RNA of Gracilinanus agilis (Agile Gracile Mouse Opossum), 2040 nucleotides long. RefSeq names its product keratin, type II cuticular Hb1. Bases 1 to 1461 code for a protein of 486 amino acids. The record is from RefSeq and is a predicted model, not a curated record. Gene Ontology annotation, biological process: keratinization; intermediate filament organization. Gene Ontology annotation, cellular component: keratin filament. Gene Ontology annotation, molecular function: structural constituent of skin epidermis. Lineage: Eukaryota; Metazoa; Chordata; Mammalia; Didelphimorphia; Didelphidae. The transcript is spliced from 9 exons.
AUGACCUGUGGAUCAGGAUUUGGGGGACGGGUUUUCAGCUGCUUCUCAGCCUGUGGGCCCCGGCCUGGGCGCUGCUGUGUCAGCGCUGCUCCCUACAGAGGGGUGUCCUGCUACAGGGGGCUGACCGGCUUUGGCAGCCGCAGCAUCUGUGGGGGCUACAGGGCUGGCUCCUGCGGCCGGAGCUUUGGCUACCGCUCUGGGGGGGUGUGCGGGCCCAGCCCGCCCUGCAUCACCACUGUGUCUAUCAACGAGAGCCUCCUGACCCCCCUCAACCUGGAGAUCGACCCCAAUGCCCAGUGUGUGAAGCAUGAGGAGAAGGAGCAGAUCAAGUGUCUCAACAGCAGGUUUGCUGCCUUCAUUGACAAGGUUCGAUUUCUAGAACAACAGAACAAACUCUUGGAGACCAAGUGGCAAUUCUACCAAAAUCGGAAGUGCUGUGAGAGUAACUUGGAGCCUCUGUUCAAUGGCUACAUGGAGACCCUAAAGAGAGAGCUGGAGUGUGUGGAGGCUGACAGUGGACGCCUGGCAGCUGAGUUCAAUCACGUUCAGGAGGUUCUGGAAGGCUACAAGAAGAGAUAUGAAGAAGAGGUAGCCCUGAGGGCAACAGCAGAGAAUGAAUUUGUGAUACUAAAGAAGGAUGUGGAUUUUGCCUAUCUCCAAAAAUCAAACCUGGAGGCCAACACAGAGGCCCUGACAGAGGAAAUUAAUUUCUUGAGGGCUCUGUAUGAAUUGGAAAUCCAAGUUCUACAGUCCCACAUCUCAGACACCUCCGUUGUGGUGAAGAUGGACAAUAGCCGAGAACUCAACAUGGACUGCGUCAUUGCGGAGAUCAAGGCUCAAUAUGAUGACAUCGCCAGGCGCAGCCGAGCCGAGGCUGAGUCUUGGUACAAUAGCAAGUGUGAGGAGAUGAAGGCCACUGUGAUCCGACAUGGGGAAAGUCUUCGAAAGACCAAGGAGGAGAUCAAUGAGCUGAAUCGGAUUAUCCAGAGACUGACUGCGGAGGUGGAGAAUGCCAAGUGCCAGAAUUCCAAGCUGGAAGCUGCUGUGUCUCAAUCUGAACAACAGGGAGAAGCUGCCCUCAGUAAUGCCCGCUGCAAGCUGGCUGAGCUGGAGGGCGCCCUACAGAAGGCCAAGCAGGACAUGGCUUGUCUGCUGAAGGAAUACCAAGAGGUCAUGAACUCCAAGCUGGGGCUGGACAUUGAGAUCACCACCUAUAAACGGUUGCUAGAGGGAGAGGAGCAAAGGUUGUGUGAAGGUGUCGGUGCUGUGAAUGUCUGUGUGAGCAGCUCCCGAGGUGGGGUCGUCUGCGGAGACCUUUGUGUGUCAGGCUCUCGGCCAGUGACAGGCAGUGUCUGCAGUGCUCGGAGUAGUGGGAACAUCGUGGUCAACACUGGGGGGCCCUGUGUGCCCUGCAGCCAAAGUUUCAGCCAAGGGAGCAGCCGUUCAGUGCGAUUUGCCUAGAUUUGCCUAGAAGCCUAUGCUUCAACUGUAAAUAGCUCAUAGCCUCUUCUCCACCUCCUAGAAAUCAGAAGGUAGAGUCACUGCUUCAGAAGAUGAGAAUGCUGGAGGCAGAAUUAUUGGGAGGCUUGAGAAUGCCCAUGGCAGGGACAAAGGGAGGUAGAAAAAAAAAAAAAGGAAAGGAGUUUCUAGUUUUGCAACUCUAUCUUCUGAGCAGCCUUCUCCAGCUGGAGCCCCACUUCUCUAGUCUCAUCUCUUUAUUUCUUGAAGGAGCCUACUCCCCAAGCCAGGACCAGGUUCAUCAUUAUCCCCCAUAUAUUAGGCAGUGGGACUCAAAUUCCCUGACCAUCCCUUCAAACAAUGGUACCUGGCACACCAAUUAAUGUUAAAAAGAAUAGAGGCAAUCUUGGUAGUGAGGAGGGAUAAAAAGUAAUAAGGUGAUUGGAGGAGGAAUGAAGUGGAUAGCUGAGUGUAGGGAAGGGAUGAAUGAUGUGGUAUAUAAGAAGGUAUGUAAGGGAAUGAAUGGGAGUAUAUAGGAGGGCAGCUUAAACAGGUUUAUUCAUGGAGGCUAGCGACAGAGGA